This is a messenger RNA of Symbiodinium pilosum, 2913 nucleotides long. Lineage: Eukaryota; Dinophyceae; Suessiales; Symbiodiniaceae. The record is from the annotation of a GenBank genome assembly.
AUGACUGUGGUUCAGUAUUCCGCCAUUACCUACGAAAUCAGCGGUAGUGCAGCCAUCAUCACGCUCAACCGACCGAAGCAGAUGAACUCAUGGACACCAGCCAUGGCAACAGAACUCAGACAUGCAAUGGCAGAAGCUGAAGAUGACAAGGAGGUUUUCGGCAUCAUUAUUACCGGCGCUGGCAAGGCAUUUUGUGCUGGAGCCGAUAUGAGGGAACUGCAGAAGCUUAAAGCGCAGGGAGGCUUUUCAAAGAGUGAUGAGACGGACGUAUCCUUUGACGCUAAUCCGGGAGCUCCGGAAACAAUGCCUGAAGGGUUUGGUAGAGGCGCCUACAGUUACUUCGCCACCAUUAGGAAGCCAAUAAUUGCUGCGGUUAACGGCGCAGUUGCAGGCGUUGGAUUACCUUGCGCCUUGUUUUGUGACAUGCGGUUUUUCGGCGAAUCAGGAUAUGUCUCUUCUUCCUUCGCUAAACGCGGGCUGAUCGCCGAAGCAGGUACUGCUUGGAUAUUACCCAAACUGGUCGGCCUGGAUACCGCCUUUGAUAUUUUGUGGUCUAGUAGAAGAGUUUACGGCAAGGAAGCCAGAGAACUGAAGCUGGCAACCCGGGUCUACCCAGAUGAAGACCUGUUAAACGAGGCUAUAGCCUACAUCAAUGACCUGGCAGCGAACUGCUCGCCCGCCUCAAUCGCAGGCAUGAAGGGCCAGCUCUAUCGUGUUCAGUCUUUUAUGGAAAAGCGCAAGCCUGAGUUCUCCGGCAUCGGCAAAGACGCGCAGGAUGCUGAAGCCCUGGGCAUCGGUAACAUCAUGAUUUCUGAACGGCCUGACUACAAGGAAAUUUCUGCCAUCUGUGGUGCUGUUGCCGCUGUGACCAGUGAGAUAUUCAUUGGUACGUCAGCAACCAAUCUCAACAAACGCCACCCGACGGUAACUGCGUCGAUUGGCAGUACUUUGCAUCGAUUGUCAGAGGGCCGAUUCGCGCUGGGACUUGCCAAGGGCGUCGCAGCAGGCUGGCGAGCACGAGGCAUGCAACCCAUUAACUAUGAGAGCGAGCGAGAUUUUAUCGAUCUCAUGCGUAGACUCUGGAAAGGAGAAACAAUUAAGGGCUAUGAAGGCGCCCUUGGUCAGUAUCCUGUCUUGUCAGUCGCUGAGUAUUUGGAUGAGGCUCUACCAAUUCUAUAUGUCGGCUUCGGUCCGAAAAGUCUUGCACACGCGGGUCGCGUGUAUGACGGCACACAUUUGCACACGUUUAUGAAUGACAAGGCAUUGUCGGGUGCGGUUGCUCAGGUAAGGACAGGCGAAGCAGCAGCAAGACGCGAGCCCGGUACUGUUAAGAACUGGUCGGUUUUUGCAACCUGCUGCAACGUCAGCGACGAGACUUAUCUGAAAUAUAUUGUCGCCCGUCUUGCGACUUAUCUGCAGAUUCCGGGUUAUGGCGACAUGCUGGCAAAUAUAAAUGGUUGGGAUUCGGAAGCACUGGAGUCUUUUCGGCAGUCAGCUGCUGUUCGAAGUGUGGGUGGUUUGAUUGACAGCGUUGCCACCACCGAGCAGUUGGCUGAAGUUGAAAAAGUGAUUCCACAGGAAUGGCGGCCUGCGGCCGUAGGCAAUGCAAAGCAAUGCGCGCAAGCAUGGCUCACCCAAUUCGAGGCGGGUGCCGAUGGCAUCAUCAUUCACGCCAGCACGCCGGAAGAGUUUGCGCCGGUGGUGGAAGAGUAUGAAAAAAUUCGACCGUCGCACUUAUUUAAAGGUCGAACCAACCGCGGACAUCCCCACAAUCAGUACGACUGGCUGCGCGAAAAUGAACCUGUGUACUUUCACGAUGAGCCCAGGGGACGUGGCUACUGGGCUAUUACGCGACAUGCGGAUGUGCACGCAAUCGGGCGCAAUGCCGAAUUAUUCAGCAGCGAACCCACCAUCAUGAUAGCCGACCCCGAUGGCAGCCUGCCUGGGGCCCCAAAGAACGAGAAGAUGAUGCUGGUGAUGGACCCGCCGGAACACACGGCCUACCGCAAAUUAAUCAGCCGGGAGUUUACCCAGGGACCGGUGCGCAACUACAGCGAUCGCAUCAAUGAUCUUGCCAAACUGAUCGUCGAUCGGGUGAUUGACCGUGGCGAAUGCGAGUUCAUCAAUGAAAUCGCGGGGGAGAUGCCCAGCUAUGUGAUUGCUGAUCUCGUCGGCUUGCCGCUGGAGGAUGGCCGCGAACUGUACAAGCUUACCGAAAUCAUCCACUCCGCCCCUGAGACACAGCCAGACAAUGCGAUCCCAGAGGCGGUAACGAAGAUGUUCGAAUAUGGUGCAGGAGUAAUGGCCGAAAAGCGCGCGAACCCAGGUAACGACCUGGCCAGCAAGUUGCUGGCCGCGGAAGUCGACGGUCGUCAGUUGACCGACAUGGAGUUCCUGUUGUUCUUUCUACUGCUGAUUGAUGCGGGCGGCGACACGACACGCAAUCUGGUUGGCACCGGUAUGUAUGAGCUAAUGAAACACCCGGAGCAGCUGGCGCUACUGCGCUCUGAUGUGGACCGAUACCUGCCAUCAGCACGCGAUGAACUGCUCCGCUGGACCUCUCCAGUCACCUACAUGCGCAGGACGGCGACAAAGAACACCAGGAUCGCAAAUCAGAACAUCAAGGCCGGUGACAAGGUGGUGAUGUACUACGGCGCAGCCAAUCGCGACCCGGAAGUAUUCGACCGACCGCAUGACCUGGACGUCACCCGCACCAACAAUAAGCACAUCGCCUUCGGUGGCGGCCAUCACGUCUGCCUGGGUCAGUGGUUUGCGCGCUUGGAAAUUGACGCCAUUCUGCGCGAGGUGUUGACGCGCAUGGAUGAGAUUGAACUCAGUGGCGAGGUCACUUGGAUGCCGAGCAAUUUUAUCUGUGGCGUGACAUCUAUGCCGGUGAGGUUCAAGGCGACUUAA